Messenger RNA from Cuscuta europaea, 2245 nucleotides. The record is from the annotation of a GenBank genome assembly. Lineage: Eukaryota; Viridiplantae; Streptophyta; Magnoliopsida; Solanales; Convolvulaceae.
GCGAGUGUGAACUGGAAACAGUUAUACUAAGGGAGGGAUAGUAUAGUAAAUAAAAAAGAAAAAAAAAGGAAUGAGAGAAUAGGGCAGUUCAGACACUUGGCUGCCGCUUGAGGUUGCACGUGAUCCCGGGAAACGUUCAAACCAAGUUCCAUAUACCCCUCACUCCAUCCACCUAAGGCUUUGGAACCCCUCAAUCCAAAACCUGGAGUUCCCCCCUCCCUGUUUUUGAUUUUCUUUUAUCAAAGAACCAACACUGUCUUUCAGUUCUUGAUUUUUCAAGACCCGUAGGAUUUCUGCAUUUCAUCUUCAAUUUCUGAUACAUAUCUUCUGUUUAAAUUUGAAUUCAAUCGGGAAAGACUUUAUCUUCUCCCCCUUUUCUUUGCUUGGAAAUUGAUUAUUGAGAUUCAAGAAUCUAUCCUUGAAUCUUGGCUCGAGUUUUGUAUGGAAUUCGUGGGGCCUGCGAAUCAGCAUUCAGUUGAUCUUAGUUUCCGAGAUGGGAAUCCUGCGGUUCCACGCGUAAUCAAUGGGGUGCCGCCUAUUAGGGUUGCAAGCAUCAAUCUCGUCCCCUUGCAGCCUCGCCGACUUCACCCCUCGGUGUUUGGACUCAACCCCGAUAUGUUCCUCAGAAUGGAGAUGGAAAGGUCUUCGUCUCUGUUUCAGAUGAUGAUCAACGAGGGUUUGAUCCCAUCAGCAGAAGAUGAAAUGAGGAGGAGAAAUGCUAUUGCCAAGCUAAAGAAGAUAGUAAUGGAAUGGAUUAAAAGGGUUGCUUACCGACACCAACUCCCUAAAAGAUACAUCACAAAUGCUUCUGCUAGGGUAUUGCCGUUUGGAUCAUAUGGCCUUGGGGUUCAUAACUCAGAGUCAGAUAUUGAUGCAUUGUGUGUUGUCCCAUGCUUUGCUAAUAUGGCGGAAGACUUUUUUGUGGUGUUGUUCAACAUACUUUCUGGCAGACCCGAAAUUACAGAAAUCCAUUGUGUCAAAGAUGCAAAAGUCCCUUUAAUGCGCUUUAAAUUUGAUGGGAUCUCCAUUGAUCUCCCAUAUGCUCAACUUAAAGUAACAUCCAUCCCAGAGAAUGUGGAUUUGCUCAAUCCAUUUUUUAUGAGGAAUAUUGAUGAGAGGAGCUGGAGAAGUUUAUCUGGAGUGCGUGCUAAUAUGAGUAUCCUUUACGUUCUUCCAAAUAUUGAGGUAUUCCAAUCUCUGCUGCGUUGCAUUAAAUUAUGGGCAAAAAGACGAGGGCUUUAUGGAAAUUUGCUUGGAUUUUUCGGAGGCAUUCAUUUAGCAGUCCUUUCGACAUUCAUAUGUCAAAAGUAUCCAGCAGCAAAGCUUAGUUCCCUCGUCUCUAUAUUCUUCAAGACGUUUGCCUUUUGGCCUUGUCCAGUUCCAGUAGUUCUUCCAGACAGGCUAAUGCGAUCAAUGUUCAUUCCCAGAGAAAAACCUGGGUUUUGGCCCAUCCAGUUGCCAGGCAGUGAAUUCGAUUACUGUCACUCUAACAUCACCAGAAGCACUUUUCAGAAAAUACGGGCAGAGUUUCUCAGGGGACAUGCUUUGACUAAGGAUAUGUUGAGUCCGAGUUUUGACUGGGCCGUCCUCUUUGAGCCGUUUCCUUAUGCAAAGCAGUACGGACGACUGGUAAAAAUAUCACUUUCAGCAUUCGAUAAAGAUGAUCUGGGCUACUGGGUUUGUUGCGUCAAGUCCCGUUUCCGGUGGCUUCUGGUCAAGCUGGAGGAACUGCAGGGGUUUGUUGAUCCCAACCCCACACAAUAUUUUGACGCAUCAUCAGAAGCUGUUGUGUUCUAUUGGGGAUUACAACCCGGAAGAAAUGCUUGGAUUGACAUAGAAGCACUGGAGGGCGAGAUGAAGAAGGCAGUGAAAACCAUCUAUCAAGGGUCUACCGGACAGAUGAAAUUGUCUAUCGUCAAUGCCUCUCAGUUCACUACUAAGAAGUGGGAAGACGUUUCUAAAAAUGCAGAGCUCCCACCUAUUGUCGCUUGUACUUGAGGCUGUCUAUAUACAUUCUUUGUUACAUUUAACAAUACAUAUAUAAGUCAGAAAAUGGGGCAGAGGAAAUACAAAAAAGGAUUUACUUGUAAAUUGUCACGGAGUAUGCGGUGCUGUAAUAGCUAUACGGCUGGUGUCUUGCUGGGAACCAGUUAACAAAUUAUGAUGAAAAAUUCAAAGAGUGGGUUAAACUCCGGGCUGAAUCGGAUUAUCUUUUUUACUAUGUUUAAUUUUUGCUUGAUAAGCC